AUGAUUGCCAAUGCCAACGUUCCCAGUCUCAAGGUCAAGGUCCGCGGUGAGGAGAUUAGGCCCCCGGUUGCUCUGGACGAGUUCCCCACCAUCAUCAACAACUUCUUCAACGGUCCUACUCUUGGUGGCCUGAAGUGCAAGAUCAUCAACGCUCUCGGUGGAGACUACAACAACGCUGCUGAUCAGGGUUAUGGCAACGCCUCGUCUCCCACUCCGGUGAGCAGCAAUGUUGUGCAUGUUGGGACCACCACCUCGACCGUCACUGCUGUGCGGGCCCAGUCCACCUCCAGCAACGUCCCUGACUCGGUUGUGCCGUCGUCAUCGUCUGUCAUGUCAUCUGUUGCGGUCACCACUUUGCCCAUCGCACAGUCUCCCAGCUCCGAUGUCAAGCCCGUCGAGAGCACCACCUCGCUCGCUGCGGACACCUACACUCCUUCACCUUCCGUCAAGACCAGCACCACGUCGUCUGUUGAGGCUGUCGAUGUCACGUCCUCCACGACCACUGCCCCGGUCCAGGCUACCCCCAGCACUGCCGUCGUACCUGCAUCCGAGACUCCCUCGUCGGACGUCAAGCCUGUCGAGAGCACCACCUCGCCUGCUGCGGACAACUACCCUCCUUCGCCCUCGGUCAAGACCACUUCCUCCGUCGAGGCGGUUGACGUGACUUCCUCCACCUCUGCCGUUGUGCCCGCUUCUGUGACGCCUUCGCCGUCGCCGUCAGACUCGGAUUACAACGACUACCCCCCUUCGCCCUCGGGAACCACCUCUUCUGUUGAGGCUGUUGACGUGACUUCUUCCAGCUCAGCCGUUGUCCCCGCGUCCGCAACACCCUCCUCGUCGCCUUCAGGCUCGGACUACAACGACUAUCCUCCCUCGCCUUCAGGCACCACCUCUUCUGUCGAAGCUGUCGACGUGACUUCUUCGAGCUCAGCCGUUGUUCCUGCUUCUGUGACGCCCUCAGCUUCGCCUUCCGGUUCUGACUACAACGACUACCCUCCGUCACCUUCAGGCACCACUUCCUCCGUCGAGGCAGUUGACGUCACCUCUUCGAGCUCUGCCGUUGUGCCCGCUUCUGGAACGUCUUCAUCCUCGUCUGUAACACCCACGACUUCUUCCGUCGAGGCGGUCGAUGUCACAUCGUCCACUACGUCAACCCCCGCCCCUGCUACCAGCAGCCCAAGCUCUGCCGCCGCGUCCGCCUCUGAGACAUGCACCGACUCGUCUGUCAAGCCGGUCGAUGUCACCUCUUCCAGCUCUGCCGUCGUGCCCGCUUCUGCAACGCCUUCUCCCUCCAGCACGACCUCGUCCGUCGAGGCUGUUGACGUCACGCCGACUUCGUCGCCGUCCCCGUCGACCCAGAGCACCAGUGCCGUUGUCCACGCCUCGGUGACUCCCUCCUCGGUCGUCCAGGCCGCUUCAUCAGCGACCCCGGCCCCUUCGGCCUCGGACAACUACCCUCCGUCGCCCCAGCCUUCGUCCGUCGUCCCCGUCGACAACUCGCCCACCACGACCCCGGUCCCCACCAACGACAGCUACGGCGACUACCCUCCCGUCCCCGUCCAGUCCUCGGUGCACCCCACCACCGACCAGACCUACCCGCCCUCGCCCGGGGGCUGCGGCGCCGUGCCUCCCGUCGCUAACCCCGUCGCCAAGCCCGCCGUCGACGUCGCCCAGCCCGCCCCUCUCGCCACCACCCAGGCCACCGCCGAGACCCCCAGCGGCGAGGUGUUCACGCCCUCGGCCCCCAGGACCCCGGCCAACUCCGUCCCCGCCGUCAAGAACACCCCGCAGGGCGCCGUCUUUGCCCCGUCGCCCGCCAACAGCCGCAUGGCCAGGCGCGCCGCCAUCCAGGCCCGCACCCUGGGCCUGCUCGAGGGUCUGAUCGGAACCCUCGCUGACGGCGCUGGUGCCGGUGCCGGUGGCAGCUACGGCUCCAGCCCCGCCCCCGCCUCUACUGACGACUACGGCUCAUCCGGCGCCAGCGCCCCGGCCGACACCACCGGCGACUACUCUGGCUCCGCGUCCGGCGCCAGCCUGCCGUCUCUGGACGGCCUCGGUGCCGCCAUCUCCUCCGUCCUGGGCGGCGGCGGCAACGUCGACCCGCUCAAGAGCCUCGGCAGCCUCGGCUCCUACGUGCAGGCGGCCAAGGCUGCCGCCGCUGCUGGCCAGGGCUACACGCCCCAGGCUGCGUCGGCCCCUGCUGACAGCUACGACAGCCAGCCCCAGGCUGCUGCUGCUCCCGCCAUCCCCAAGCUGUCCCUCCCGGUCUUGGGCGGUGGCAGGAGGGUUGCUGGUGCCGCUUACUAA
Pyricularia oryzae 70-15 is the source of this 2307-nucleotide messenger RNA. RefSeq lists its product as uncharacterized. The coding region runs from base 1 to 2307 and encodes 768 amino acids. The record is from RefSeq and is a predicted model, not a curated record. Lineage: Eukaryota; Fungi; Ascomycota; Sordariomycetes; Magnaporthales; Pyriculariaceae. The transcript has 2 exons.